CGCUAAUUCUCACGGACUCUUAUUGAUGUUAAUAAGAAAAUAUAUUCCACGAUCUGCAAAAAACCAUGUCGCAUUUCAGUUUUCAUAGUGAAGUGAAUGAUCUCUUGAGACUAGAUGCUCCUAUCAGCAAAGGACCGGUUCCGCGAUGGCAGAGAAAGUCAACAGAACGUCGCUGUUCAAGUGCGACUUCAAGCACACCGCUUCGCAACUCGUCAAGGUUAAACUUGAGCAAGACGCCGUCGAAGACACCGAAAUCUCUCAAGAAAACGCCCAAGACACCUUCUGAGGACAGAUUUAUUCCUAAUCGAAGUGCUAUGAAUUUUGAAGCGAGUUAUCACAAGAUGAUCUCAGCUGAUACCGAGAACGAAGAGAACGAAUGUAUCAGUCCUUCGAAAGCCGAAUUCAAGAAGAACAUGGCCGAAAAUCUUGGUGUCGGCGAAGCAAAUGCUAGAAUUCUUGCCUUCAAGAGUAAAGCACCAACAACGAAAGAAGGUAAUAUAACAUUUGAUAAUAAAAACGUUAAAUUAGAGAAGUAAACCCGCGAUCAUAUGUUUGAUCGUCUUGUUUUUCAACUUCACUUACAACUUGACAUGCUUUCAUUUUUUUCCUUAAUAUUCACAUGGAGAAAGAUUUAUUGAUUGAAUACAUGUGUCACGUGCUGCUUCUUACUUUUUUCUACUUUACCGAUCUUUUAUUUUUCAGGCCAUUUGAAUGAUCUACGCGUGUUGUACGGUCAGAACAAAACUCCCUCCACUUCGACCAAGAAGAAUGCAAGGCAUAUUCCUCAAGUUCCUGAGAGAAUAUUAGAUGCACCCGAUCUUAUUGACGAUUACUGUAAGUUAGUAACGAAAUAAGAAAUUAUAUGGAAAUUAGUCGAAGACAAUAUGUUUCGCUUUCAGUUUAUUCAAUCUAUCGCACGCCGUUUACUCAAAAGUACGUUUAAAAUAAAGAUUUGAAUGUCAAGGUGAAGGUCAUUAAGUUCUCUCAAGGUCACACGUGAACAAAAUACUGUCAAGGUCACACGCGGAUAAAUACCACUUAAAUUCUCCUCCUCUUAAAUUAAUCCUCUUGAGAGACUUCCAACUAGUCAUGAUUAUAAAAAUCGACUUGCAGAAGUUAAGACAAGUUACAGAAGUUUUUCAUCAACUCGUUGUUAAUUUAGAAUUUUUGCUUUCCUGUGACAUCUAGCUCAGCUGUGUUGUGGUGACAUGAGAUUUGAUGGCUUUCAAAUGCUUUUAACCAAUCAUAUAAGGAGUAUGGUUGCUUUAGGAGAUUACCUUCAACUUGACCUUAAGAGCUCUCCACCUGUGUAUAACUCAGUUUUAAUUGAAGUCCCUUGAUGUAUGUGUGAUUUCAUUUCAAUAUUUUUUCUGAGAAAAAAAAGUACAAAUGUAAGGUUUGAUGCAUCAAAAAGCUGGUUUUCUCGUUAAAGUUUCAAAAUUGUUGAUGAAUCUCAGAAACUGUGACCCUUGAAAUAGAUUAUUUUUAAGCAAACUAAACCAUCAGUGUGAAGUAACUCCAAAUAUUCUUCAGGUUUUUGGUUUGCUCACAUGUCCUGAUUUCCGCAUUGUUGGUCUUAAAACAAGGAGAAUUCCAAAAUGUCUUAUACGUUGGUUUCCUGAGUUUGUCGUGAAAACUGAUUGCCACAUUAAAGUACCUUGGUUUAUCUGAAGACUAAAAUUCUGCAGAUAAUGCAUUUUCACUCAGUCCUGUCAUCUGUUUCUGCCCAUUUGCACUAGUAAAUAGUCUCACUGUGCACUUUAAAUUGACCAGCCCCUACAGGUCCACUCUGUCACAGGACACCCUUGAGUGCCCAUCUUUUAAAAGUUAGAGAAGAAAGACAAAAAUUAUUAAGCCUUUCCAACUGAACAUUGGCUUGCGUAUUCUCCUUACUGGUCAUUAUCCAUUUCCUUACAAAGAUUAAUCAUUUAAGUAUAAAGAUAAUUUUUUAGUUGGCAAUCAUUUCUUUUAUUCUCAUUAUCUUAACUCUUUAACCCCCAAGAUCUCAUUAGUAAUUCUCCUCACAGUUUCCAAUACAGUUCUUGUGAUGUUAGUUUGGAGAAUUUGGUAUUGGAUCAACUUAUAAUCCCUAACUGAUGUUUUUCUUCAUUCUCAUCACUUUUCUGCUUGAUAUUGUAUUGAUAUUAUAAGGAGAAAUUCUGUCUUGGUCACUUAUGGGAGUUUAAGGAUUUAUGUUGAAUUCAGAAUGAUACUUCUGGAUGAAGUAAGAUGCUUAUCACUCACUCUAAGGGGCUAAAGUUGUGAGUAGUCCCUUCAUUUUGUGCGCAUGCAAUGCGAGACUGAAAGAAAUGUGUUUACUUAUUGAUUUUUCAGAUCUGAAUCUCUUAGACUGGAGUUGUAACAACCACUUAGCUGUCGCUCUUGGUGGUUUUGUUUACUUGUGGAAUGCAGCUUCAGGUGAUAUUGUACAACUGUGUCAAACUGAAUCACCAGACUGUUAUAUUGGAGCUGUGUCUUGGAUUAAAGAAGGGAAUUAUAUUGCUUUGGGAGACAGUAAUGGUGCUGUGCAGGUAUCCAAAUGUUCCUUUGGUAGUUAAACUUUAUCUUAGAUGCUGGUAACUCUUAGAGGUCAAUGGUUAAUCAACAAGCACUAUUUUUCCUACAGUUGUGGGAUGUAGAGGCACAAAAACGUGUACGCAGCAUGUCAGGGCAUUCUGCUAGAGUUGGUUGCUUGUCAUGGAAUUCAUAUAUUCUAUCAAGGUGAGUUUACAAAAAGUGAACUCUGAGGAGUGAACUGACUUAUUGUUAAGUUAUGCACUGUCCUACAAUUAGGGUAUUAAACCCUUUAACUCCCAAGAUCUGAUUGUGAAUUCUCCCCUGUAGCUACUACACAUAAAUCCCUAAAUUAGUUAUCAGAACUUGGUGCUAGAUCAAGAUAGCAGCUUCCACCUGAUGAGUUUGAAUAUUCUCAUUACCUGUUUGCUGAAGAAUGUAUAUAUAUUGUAGGGAGAAGUUUUAUGUCAAUCACUUCUGGGAGUUAAGGGUUAAGGUAAUAAAAAUAUAGAAAGUUACAAACUCAUUGAUUACUACCAAAUUGAUAAUAAUUUCUUAAAACUGCAAAAAAAUAAAAAGAGCAAUUGAAGAGGAUGAGUAAAUAAAUAAAGGAACAAGGAAGAGUAGGGGUAACUUGGAAAGGGGUUAUUUAGAAUUCAAGGUAAAUGUAUAAUUUGUCUUUGUUAAAUUUUGUUUCUUGAACACCAGGCCUCCUUAGAAAAUGCAAUGAAAUUGCUUUUGUUUCACAACUUCUUCUUUCUUUUUUUUCCUAUUUCCCUGAUUUCCUACAUUCUUAAUUUCCUUUUCCCAUCUUUACAAAUUUGAUAAAAGGCUACCAACAGAAUUAUAGGAUUAUUCUAUUUAUUAUGAAUUUAUUAUCAGUGGGAGCAGAAGUAGUGCCAUUCACCAUCAUGAUGUUCGUGUCGCAAAUCAUCAUGUUGCAACACUUGCCAGACAUACGCAAGAAGUGUGCGGACUGAAAUGGUCACCUGAUGGCAAAUAUCUUGCUAGUGGAGGAAAUGAUAAUCUGUUGGUGUUAUGGGAUGCCAAUGUCAACACAAAUAGUAACACCAAUACGCCGCUGUUCACCUUCAAUCAGCACCAGGCAGCUGUUAAGGUUUGUAUGUAACUUUUUCUUUAUUUUAGACACGUGUCCAGAUUUUAAAAUUUUAAAAGUUAUUUUAAACUGAAAUAAAAUUUAAUGGAACUAGUUCCUUUGAAUUUUUGUCUGAUUUUCAGUCUGUUGUAAUGUGGCUUACACAUGAGCCUCUGGCUUGGAUAUAGUGGUUGUGGGUUCUGGGCAUUCAGUGAGAUAACCAAGUGUAAUUGUAAACUAGUGACAGAGAAAUGAAAAAUGAGGAGGUCUGGGUUGAGUUGCAAUGUGGCUCUUCAAACCUCUCUGUUUGGUUUUGUUUUGGUUUUUUUGUUUCCCCUCCAAUGCUUAGUUACUGUAUUGUAUACUAUCUUCCUCCACUUUCCUGACUGAAUGCUUGGAACCGUUCAAUAUAGAAGGAACCCAUAAGUUUUCCACUUUCUGACUUGAUAGAAUGAAAUGAUUGAUUGACUGAUUUGAUUGACAUGUCAAGUAAUUUCACCUUUUUUUAAGAUGAUUUUUUUUUUACAAAUCACUUAAUAAAUGACAAUCACUGACAUAGAAAGUGAUCCCUCCUCAGAAUAAUCUCUAUUUAACUACUCAUAGCACCUAAUAGUCCUUUCUGAAAUGCCAUAUUUGAUAAGAAAAAUUGUUAGUUUACAAAACAUUUUUUUUCUGGUUUAUUUUCAGGCACUUGACUGGUGUCCAUUUCAACGCAAUGUACUUGCUAGUGGCGGUGGAACUGCAGAUCGACACAUCAGGUUUUGGAAUGUUGCUACUGGAAACUGUCUCAGCAGUAUUGACACUCAAUCACAAGUAAUUCACCCUUUAUAUCCUACAAUAUUUUCUAAACAAAUCCAAAUAAUACUGACAAGGAGAAUGUUUAACAAUCAAGAGCGUAUUCAGUUAUCAGUGAUUUCCUUUUUACCUAUAACGUUAGACUAUUGGAUUAAAAAUUGGAUCUUGACCAUUCUUUACGAUCAAGAAGAAGAACUCUGCUCUACAAUGGCCAUGUAACCCAGACAGGAUAAUUUGGUGUUAUCAACUGGGUUAAUUAACCCUUUAAUACCCAAGAGUGACUAGCAUCUAAUUUCUCUUUACAAUAUCAACCUUGAAUCAAACAUUAAGGUAAUGAAAAUAAAGGAAAUGAUCACCAAUCAAAACAGCUCUUGAUUAUUAAACAAAUUCUCUUUGUCAGCACGUUAGGAGAUGUAUAGUGUAUAGUAUGGAGAAUAUGGCUACUGAUGUUAGGGCGUAAAGGGUUCGUAGAUGUAAAUUGGUAGUGUGUACAGCCCCCUGCCCUCUAAAGAAAAUUGGGAAGGGGGCAGCUGUAAAAGGCUGGUAAAUUGUCCACUGUAAAGGGUUUCUAUAGCUGAUCUUUCCAGCCAUUAUUACUUAUUAGUCUUUCCUUUAUUCCCUUUGACAAAGGGCCAGUGUUAUGACCCCUGAAUGGGAUGCCAGUUUACCACAGGGAUACCCUCCAGCAUGUUUUCAGGUCAUGGGUGGGGCAGACAGUGUAAGGAUUGGAUGUCUUCCUUUCAUAAUUAAAAUGUCCUGCCUAUGUGAUUAACAAGUUAAUGACCCAGCCUAUUGAGCUAAGGAGGAUUUUUCAGUUUUAUGGCCCUCGUGCACAUAUUUUUGUAGAAUAUUUUCCAGUAGAAGCCCAUAUGGGAAUGCAUGGGUUAUGAAGUAAAUGAACGCAUGAAGAAAUACCGUCAUGAUGCCUGGUUAUAAUCUUCUUUUCCUAGGUGUGUUCUAUAUUAUGGUCAAAAGAAUACAAGGAACUUGUGUCCAGUCAUGGUUAUGCACAAAACCAGCUGACUGUCUGGAAGUAUCCAUCAAUGGUCAAAGUAACUGAGCUGACUGGUCACACAUGUCGUGUCCUUCACAUGGCCAUGAGUCCGGAUGGACAGACAGUUGUGUCUGCAGCAGCUGAUGAAACUCUUAGAAUAUGGAAGUGCUUUGCUUCUGAUCCUGUAACCAAGAAAAAAUCCAAGCCUAGUGUGCCAAGCGGGUCAUUGGUACACAGAGGCAUUCGAUGAUAAAAGUUUUAUAGUUAUUUAGCAAAGUUUUUGAAAUUUGAAUUAUUAGGUAAUUAUUCAAAAAUUACUGUUUCUAAGGUAUUUCUCCUUUUGCUUCCAACAUAUUCCUAUGGAGUCAUUUUUGACAGUACAAUUAUUUGUUAGCAUUUUAUAACAUUUGCAAAUCAUUAACUUAUCACAAGAAAGCAGUGAUGACAUUUUGCUGACUUACAAAAAUUUUGUACAGUGUUAAUUGUUUAGUAUUAGUUAUAAGAAUCAGCUCUGCAAAAUUGGUUAAAAACACUGUUAGACAUAUUUUAAAAUUUACAAUAAAAGUAAUAUUAUCAAC
Pocillopora meandrina is the source of this 5977-nucleotide messenger RNA. NCBI's taxonomy places the organism in Eukaryota, Metazoa, Cnidaria, Anthozoa, Scleractinia, Pocilloporidae. The record is from the annotation of a GenBank genome assembly.